Bemisia tabaci is the source of this 4861-nucleotide messenger RNA. It is a transcript of the gene AMPdeam, whose product is annotated as AMP deaminase. Gene Ontology annotation, biological process: AMP metabolic process; IMP salvage. Lineage: Eukaryota; Metazoa; Arthropoda; Insecta; Hemiptera; Aleyrodidae. Gene Ontology annotation, molecular function: AMP deaminase activity. The record is from RefSeq and is a predicted model, not a curated record. Gene Ontology annotation, cellular component: cytosol.
AUGGUAUUGUCUCAUCACUCUCUCUCCUCUCAUUGAUGUUUUGACUUGUGUAAUUAUUGUGAUAUCAUUCAUUCAUGUUCGCGCUUUCUCCUGCUGUCUUUUUAGCAAUUAAUUGCAUUUGAGUACCUGGGAUCCCUCUGAUCAACUUGAUCAUUAGCAUGCGGGUUAGGUAAUAAUUUGUCCGGUCGUUCAUGAUAAAGCGCGGAGUAUCGUGUGUUUUUAACAUAGAAUUGAGAUUCUACAAGUCUUUAUCUGCUCUUCUACUUCCCUUCCAGUCAUUUCCAGCAGUGAGGUCGAGUGGAAGUGUAACAGAGCCGUAGUAGUGCAAGCAAUCCGGUUAUAAUGGACAACACAUCGUCUCUUUCACAGGGCUCUCUAAAUUUCAAUUCCAGAUUUGAGACCUCUACCUAUGGUGUAGAGAAUGGCACUGAUGCUGAAGCUGAUGCUUCAGAAGACACUCGUGUUGUCAAAGAUGGAGGUAGUGAAAGUCCUUCGUUCAACUUCAUGGAGCAUCACGAUUUGCCUAACGAAAUCUCUGCUCCGUAUGAGGUCCCUCAAUUCCCCAUCGAGCAAAUUGAAAAGAAACUUCAGAUCCAGCGACAGCUCAAUGCCUCUGCAACCAGGGAUUUAGAGGAGAAACGAAGUCAUUUCGAUGGAUUGUCUCAAGCUGACGAUACUGAGGGGCCAUCUAAGUUUGAUGAGCAUGAUUUUGUGCCUCAUUUCCAAAGAGUUAACAUAAGUGGGGAAGAUACCAGUGGGGUGCCCCUAGAAGACUUGCAGCAAGCAUCUGGUAAACUGAUGGAUGCUUUACAUAUCCGUGAAUGUUACAUGGCAAUAUCACAUCAAAGCUUUCCAUCAAUGACUUCUAGGUUCCUCCGUUCUGUUAAUGCUGGUGUUCCACAGCCUCUCAUAAAAGUAAUACAUGAAGAUAAGAGAACAGUGGAAGAAGAUUUAAGUAAUGUUUCCGUUUCUGAAAAUCAUCCUGUGCACCCUCCAUCUAGUAGCGGAAAUCCGUGGGAAUGUGAUUUUCCAGGGAAUAAAAAUUAUAUAAUCAAACCAGUGGAUGGUGUUUUUCAAGUUUAUAAGGACCAGCAGGCUUUUGAAAUAAAAAAACCGAAUUCAUACCCAUACCAAACUCUAGAGACAUUUAUUUCUGAUAUGAACAAAUUGUGUAUGUUGAUAGCUGAUGGACCCUUAAAAUCUUUCUGUUACCGACGUUUGUGCUAUCUCUCCUCCAAAUUUCAACUUCAUGUUUUGCUUAAUGAGUUGAGAGAACUGGCUUCUCAGAAAGCUGUGCCUCACAGAGAUUUUUACAAUAUUCGCAAGGUAGAUACUCAUAUCCAUGCAGCCUCAUGCAUGAACCAAAAACAUCUGCUACGAUUUAUCAAAAAAACAUUGAAGAACCACAAGGAUGAAGUAGUCACUUGUGGAAAGGAAGGCGAAAUGACUCUAAGCCAAGUCUUUCAAUCUAUGAAAUUAACAUCUUACGAUUUAACUGUUGAUAUGCUAGAUGUCCAUGCGAUGGAAAACGAUAGACAAAUGGAAAAAUCUAUUGAUCCACAUACUUUGGAUCGAAAUACUUUCCAUCGGUUUGAUAAAUUUAAUUCCAAGUACAACCCAAUUGGUGAAAGUAGACUGCGUGAGGUUUUCCUGAAGACUGAUAAUUAUUUGAAUGGCAAAUAUUUCGCACGUAUCAUUAAGGAAGUUGCUUUUGAUUUAGAGGAAAGUAAAUACCAAAAUGCAGAACUGAGAUUAUCUAUUUAUGGAAAGAAUAGUGAAGAGUGGGACAAACUAGCUAGAUGGGCAAUCACUUACAAUGUAUACUCUGAUAACAUUCGCUGGCUCAUUCAAAUACCAAGAUUGUUUGAUGUGUUCAAAUCUAACAAAUUACUCUCCAAUUUCCAAGAAUUUUUGAACAAUGUUUUCUUACCUCUUUUCGAAGUCACCAAUAACCCUCGAAGUCAUCCAGAGCUGCAUAUGUUUCUGCAAUACGUUAUUGGUUUUGAUUCAGUUGAUGAUGAAAGCAAACCAGAAAACCCACUGUUCGACCGAGCUGCAGAUGUACCAACCCCAGAAAACUGGACUGAUGAUGAAAAUCCAUCCUAUGCAUAUUAUCAGUACUAUAUAUAUGCCAAUCUCACUAUUUUAAAUCACUUCAGAAAAGAACAAGGUUUAAAUACAUUCGUUUUAAGGCCUCACUGCGGUGAAGCAGGGCCUGUACAACAUUUAGUCUGUGGUUAUCUGCUAGCAGAGAAUAUUUCUCAUGGAUUGCUUCUGCGUAAGGUACCUGUACUUCAAUACUUAUAUUAUCUGGCUCAAAUCGGUAUCGCUAUGUCACCUCUGAGUAACAACUCUCUGUUCCUGAACUAUCAUCGAAAUCCGCUUCCCGAAUAUUUAUCCCGUGGUCUUUGUGUCAGUCUUUCAACGGAUGAUCCACUGCAAUUCCAUUUCACAAAGGAACCUUUGAUGGAGGAAUACAGUAUUGCUGCACAAGUGUGGAAAUUGAGCUCUUGUGACAUGUGUGAGCUGGCCAGAAACAGUGUGCUGAUGAGUGGAUUCCCACAUAGAAUGAAGCAAUAUUGGUUGGGCCCCAACUACACAAAAGAGGGUGUUGCCGGCAACGACAUUUCCCGCACAAAUGUCCCAGACAUUAGGGUGUCUUAUCGAGCAGAGACUUUGAUUGAAGAACUAUCCAACAUUUUUAAAGAAGCCUCACAAAAAAUUAGUAAUCAGCGUGAAAGUAAAUCAUAGAAAAUUAUCUGCUCUCGAAACUUUAUGGGAAGAGACCAUGUUAAUGAGCUCUUCUGAUCUUUCAAAUCAUUAACAGCACUCAGCCUCAUAAUGUAAUUUUUUCUUGGUUUGUCCUCCUCUUCUCUCUUUUAAUUGUGACCAAUUUUCAGCCUCAGUCAUUUUUUAAUCGAAGUAGAAAAACUUUACAAUGUACCUUAAAUGAUCAUUUUUAUGUAUCCUUUGGUGAUAACGAUUUUUAGAGAAUCAUCUCAUGACAUGUAUUUUUAACCAUCCACAGGAGAAGGGACCUUGGUUUUAUGCGCUAGCAAAAAUUUCAGGCGAAGUAGUUUUUGUCAAAUUGAAUUUUCGGCGGGAAAGACUUUUCCUAAUUAUAAGUUGUGAGCAAUUCAGCUCAACUUUUUGCCAACAGAGGGCUCAAAGUUGCAUUUUAAUCUAACAAUAAUUUUAAACCGUACAUAUGACAGAUUGAAACUUUGUUAAGCUUUACCUCAAAAUUAUAAAAUGCGAACGUUACAACUACAAAAACAAAUUUCUACUCAAUGUGCCAGAUUGCUUGUCAAAUACUGCUAUGAAUAAUGUUGCCAAUAUCUUAAUGUUGAUUUUUUGACAACAAGGUCCCUUCUAAGAUAGAUAGCCCUAUCUCAUAAAAAUUAGGUAAUUUGUUCGUCUUUCAGCUAAGCAACCAUGUUGAAUGUUUAACUCAAUUACUUUAUAAUGCAUCCCUCAAUUGAGUAUGUAAAACUGGCAGAAUUUAUUACAAAUAAAUUGAACAUCUGCCUAUUUUUGUGUUAAUUUGCUCCAGAAUCUACAAAAUAUUGUUUAUUAUGUAGUUAUUGAAAUCCUUGACUUAUAAUGGCAUUUAUAGUUUUAAACGUUUUUGAAACUAUUUUGUUCUAAAAUGAUUUCUUUUUAGCCUGUAAGAAUUUUAUACACCUGUAUGAAAACAAAUUUUUCCAGAAUUAAGCUAAUUUUUCAGUGAACUGUUUAACAGGAAUCAAUUGAAAUGAUGUCAGAUUGAAUUUUUAAAGGUAAUCCCUUAACUGCUGGAGAGUUCUAAAGAUUAGCUUUGGAUCUGGUGUGUCGUUAGUAGAUCAUCUAAGUCCGUGUUGUAAGGAAUGGUGCCUGUCAUGCAAGUUAAGAAUAUCCUCAUAAUAUUAGUGAGGGAAUUGAAGUUUAAGGUACUUAAGGUAAUAAGUAAAAUAAAAAAAAAAUUCUAAAUCUUGUCAGACUGCAGUAAGUAUUAUUUCUCACAAAAAUCUCCUAAAAAGAUAAUUGUAUCAUGGCAUAGUGAGAAUAUUUUUUAUUGCUUGCUACAGUGAGCAUCCUAAAAUUUCCAUAAUGAUCUUCCUGGGAGCUUUUGAAAGUUCAAGAAUGGGGACUUGCAAAAUCAGGAAAGCUGCAGUUGAAGUUCAGAAAGAAUUUCAUCAAAGAAAAAGUCCUUUAGUACCAAUAAAAACAGACCGCCUGACUUAUUAUUUGAAUCUUUCUCUCAAGUGGAAUAACUCGUUGAAUUAUAAAAAAUUGUCUUAAUUCUUGAUUAUUCCCUCACCUAAAAGCAAAAAGAUGAAACAAGAUGGCAUUGGCGCCUUUGCCUACCUCAGACAUGGCUCAUUUCAACUGCUUAUUACAUUCUCUUUUACAUUUGUUGCUUGAGAUUUUUAUCCAAAGUUCUAGGAAGCAUUAUGAAGUAAUUAGCAAGAGAAAUAAAAAAUUGCCAAUUUACCUAAGUCCCUUUUUAUUUGACUCAGUUUCUUGUUACCAAGAUCAUAUAAUGAAGUUAGAAACUAUUUAGGUGUUACUCAUGAUCGUUAAUCGUUAACGUUCCAAAUUUUUUUUUCCAUGAGUGCGCUUUGAAAUCACUAAAGUGGUUUGUAUCCUUGGACCCUUGAGUGAAAAUUCUAUUCUAUCUUACUUUUAAUUGUGAUUUUUAGUACAAUAUAUAUUGUUUUUUCUUUUAUUUCCUUUGUAAAGUUUGCAUGAUGAAUUGUGUCAAUUCGUAAAAUUGAUCCCCUUCCUUCAUUCUUAAUUCACAUGUCUACUCAUGGUUUCACUAUCUUGUUUUGUGCCAAUAACUUUACCAUUAAAAUAUUAACAUCUUUUUCUACUCGGA